Messenger RNA from Penicillium soppii, 1350 nucleotides. Its product is annotated as glycoside hydrolase family 71 protein. The transcript has 3 exons. Gene Ontology annotation, biological process: mating projection tip cell wall disassembly. Gene Ontology annotation, molecular function: glucan endo-1,3-alpha-glucosidase activity. The record is from RefSeq and is a predicted model, not a curated record. NCBI's taxonomy places the organism in Eukaryota, Fungi, Ascomycota, Eurotiomycetes, Eurotiales, Aspergillaceae. Bases 1 to 1350 code for a protein of 449 amino acids.
AUGGGUAUCGUCAGCAACCGUCAAAACGCUAGCGAUUAUGACGAUGACAUGAAGCGUGCAAAAGCUGCAGGCAUUGAUGCCUUUGCAUUGAACAUCGGCACCGAUGCUUACACCGACACCCAGCUGGCUUAUGCCUACCAAUCCGCAGCUGACAACGACAUGAAAGUAUUCAUCUCUUUCGACUUCAACUGGUGGAGUGCCAGCCAGGGUAGCGAAGUUGGCGCGAAAGUUGCAAAGUACGCCAAUCUCCCUGCGCAACUCAUGGUCGACGGAAAGGUAUUUGUGUCUUCCUUCACCGGCGAUGGUGUCGACAUUAGUGCAAUUAGAUCUGCUGCUGGCUGCAACGUCUUUUUUGCGCCAAACUUCCACCCUGGCCAGGGUGAUUUCGGCGAUGUAGAAGCUGCCCUGAACUGGGUUGCUUGGAGCAAUGAUGGAAAUAACAAAGCUCCAACUCUCGCGAAGCAGCUUUCUGUCUCAAGUGGCGAUAAUACUUACAAGGCGGCUCUUGAUGGGAAGCCUUAUAUUGCGCCGGUGUCGCCUUGGUUCUCGACGCAUUUCGGCAGCGAGGUCUCCUACAGCAAAAACUGGGUGUUCCCUUCUGACCUUCUCUGGUAUAACCGGUGGAGAGAGAUUCUACAGGAGAGUCCUCGCUUCGUGGAGAUCAUCACCUGGAACGACUAUGGCGAGUCGCACUAUGUCGGCCCGUUAUCAUCACCGCACACAGACGACGGUGCCUCCAAAUGGGUGAUGGACAUGCCACACAACGGCUGGCUUGAUAUGGCCAAGCCCUUCAUCGCUGCCUACAAAGCUGGCUCAAAGUUCCCGAUCGAAUUCCUCGAUGAAGAAAAGCUAGUCUACUGGUAUCGACCGACCCCCAAGGACGUGGACUGUGACGCAACCGAUACAACGAUGCAAGGCAACCCCAACAACUCCAGCGGUAAUUUCUUCCGCGGCCGACCGGACGGGGCCGAUACCAUGGCUGAUGAAGUGUUCCUCGUCACUAUGCUGAAGGAGCCCGCAACGGUGGAAGUGCAAUCUGGGGACAUUAGCGUUACUCUCGAAGCAAGUCCAGGAGUAUGGUCGCAUUCGGUGCCGAUGGGUGUGGGUGCGCAAAGCUUCAAGGUUACUCGUGGCGGAAAGACAGUUGAUUCUUUGAGUGGGACUAGCUUGAGGGAUAUCACUGAUACGUGCCCCUGCGGCAUUUACAAUUUUAACGCUUAUGUGGGCACUCUGCCGGCAGAGGCCGCUAUCGAUCAGCUUCAGCCGGAUGGGCUGACCAUGUUGUCGCAAGGAUUGCAGGUUGCGUGUCCAACGAAUACCCUGGGGGCUAGCAGUGCUAGCGCGACUUAG